GACACGUGAGCCCCGCGGGAUUGGUGUACCUAUGCUCGAGGUCGUCGUGUAUGGUGCUGAAAGGUGGUGAACGUGUUGCCUAAGGCCGUUAAGGGCGGUCCGUGAUGUUUCGCUGCCGGAGAGUUUAGGUGUACGGAUUAUCGGGGAUAGAGCACGACCUGAUAAGGCAUGCUAUGCGUCAGAGCACCGGAAACGGAGGUCCGCGCAGAAGAUGACGGGGUUAAGUAGAUAAAGGGAGCAGCCUGCCGCCAUCGACGGACGAUUCCCCCGGCUCUCUCUUUCUCACCGCAGCGCACAAUGCUCUGCCAUCGCGCCCUUGUCGUUCUCUUCGCUGUCAACGUGCCAAUCGUGACGGGGCUAGAGCCAGACUUCGUUUACCCGCUGGAGAACGUAACGAUCCCUCAGGGUCGAGACGCUACCUUCACCUGCGUGGUGAACAACCUCGGUGGAUACCGGGUGAGUCCUUCCUCCUCCGCGAGCGGAGAUCACUCUGGCAGCGGCAAGGCCCGGGUGGCGUGGAUCAAAGCGGAUACCAAGGCGAUCCUGGCGAUUCACGAGCACGUGAUCACGAACAACGCCCGCCUGUCGGUAACUCACAGCGACUACAACACGUGGACGUUGCACAUUCGCGGAGCGCGGCGGGAGGAUCGCGGGAUUUACAUGUGUCAGGUCAACACGGAUCCCAUGAAAAGCCAGAGCGCGUUUUUGGAGGUGGUAAUACCGCCAGACAUCAUCUCGGAGGAGACCACGAACGACCUGAUGGUUCCCGAGGGAGGGGCCGCGAAGCUGGUGUGCAAAGCGCGCGGCUACCCCAAGCCCGAGAUCAUGUGGAGGCGGGAAGACGGCACCGAAAUCAUUUCGCGUACCGGCCUCUCCGGCGGCAAGACAAAACUACCCACUGCAGAGGGCGAAACGCUGACUUUGUCGAAAGUAACGAGAGGCGAGAUGGGCGCCUACCUGUGCAUCGCCAGCAACGGAGUGCCUCCGACAGUCAGCAAACGAAUGAUGUUGCACGUGCACUUUCACCCGAUGGUCCAAGUGCCGAACCAGCUGGUCGGGGCCCCGACUGGAACCAACGUCACGUUAGUUUGCCACGUGGAGGCGUCACCCAAAGCCAUUAAUUACUGGACUCGGGAGUCGGGCGAGAUGAUAAUCACCAACAGCAAGUACGCGAUGUCCGAGAUGAAGACGUCGGUGUACAGCGUGCAGAUGCGGCUGGUGAUCAUGAACCUGCAGAAGCAGGACCUGGGUGGCUACAAGUGUAUCUCGAAGAACUCCAUCGGCGACGCCGAGGGGAACAUCCGGCUUUACGACAUGGAGCUGCCUGAGCACUCCAAGAUCGGCAACCGGAGAUUGGAGGACGACGCGGAUGAGUCGAUCGGCGAUCGCGAUCACAGACUGAACCGCGUGUAUCAAGGCUCCCUGAGGGAAACGGGCUCGACCCUGGAGCCGGCGUUCGACGCGGACGACAAUUCGGCGUCGACCACGUCGAGGGAGAACGCGCCGCCGGCCGUCGGCGUCGUCCUGAUCGGCAUCGCGCUGAACCACUUGCUCGCUUCGACGUAAGAUAGACGUAACACGCCCUACGACUAAACCUGAACUAGUUCGCUCACAGCUCGAUUCUCCCGGCUGCGGGGGAGAUUGCGAGAUAAGCAGCGGGGAAUAGUCCCGCCGAGUCGCGUUCCCGGCGUCUUCCGCGAAAUCAGCCGACGUCCACCGUAGCGGGUGUCGAUACCUCCGCGUCGAUACCGCCACGAGAGACGAUACCUCGACUACGCGGGAGCGACUGAUUAGACGACCACGUGGCAUCCCGGCCACGCGAACGGGACACGUCGCGAGACUCACCGCGAGUGAACGACGAGAGAGUUCGGACGCGAAAAUCAUCAGGGGGAAAAGGAAGAAAAGCAAAAAAAAGAAAUAAUAUCGCGAGAGCAUUAAAUGCGCGAGCGUAACGUAUAGCUCACGGUAUGUGUAUAUAUAAUAUAUCACGGUUUUAAUUACGCGUAACAAUCUUACAGCAGUCCGGUUUCCUCCAAAUAGACACCACACGCCUGCGUUCUCGUUUAUUUAUAUCGUUCGCGCCGUAUAAACUGACGGAUUAAAAUUACGUAUGCGGAAUUCGCGGCGGCCUCCAUCAACGUCAACUCGGCGCGGUAAUUAAACACCUGCCGGCUCGCAUUUUGAUGAUGAAGGAAACGCAUUUGUAAAAUUCUAUUUAAAAAGCGAGGCAACAAACGCUAAUAUUAAUUUUCACGUGCAAAUAACGGAGGUACGAGUAGACCGUAAAGAGAGAAAGAGAGAGAGAGAGAGAGAGAGAGCGUCCGUGUAUUAACAAGCGACACGUUAAAUUAAGUCACAUGGAACGUAACGCGUGUCACACAUAAAAAUAGCGUGCGGUACUCGACGAGAUGUCGGAUCGGCCGUCAACACGCUCAAAGGCCACCAAUAUGGACGACUUUUAUUCUCAAAGGAGACAAACGGCAGUUUUGGCUGUUUCCAGGCGGACGUUUCAAAUGUCGUUAAACAGAUUUUAUGUGUCACGCAGGGUUGGGAGAUAACGUGUUAUCGCUGUAAAUUAUUCUUUUUCACUGAUAACUCCAUAACAAAGUUAUUUUUCUUCGUUAGCAACGACAACGGUAACGCAAUUACAUUUUACACACAACGGUAACGAAUAUGUAACCGUCACUUUUAAUAUUACUUUGUAAAGAUAGAAUAUAUUUAUAUAGGAUGGAUAGCAGCGAGUCAAAUAAAAAUAUACUUCAAAACUUGAUGGAAAAUAAUAAAAAUUGUGACGACUUGCUUUUCAAAGCUUGAGUAACGGCAAAGAUAUGCGACGUUUGUUCAGUGGGUAAAAGGUGAUGAUAAUGAGUUAAGUCUGUAACCCAUGAUAUGUUUUCUUUCGUGUUAAAUCACAUGCAAGAUACCGGACAUGCUGGAUACGAAGCUAGAAAUUUUGUACGGAGCGUGUGCUUGUCAUGCGUGCUCACAUGCUGAGUUUCAAAACCUAGAUCGUUAUUAUUUUUCUUUAUUCCUUCUAGUCAAGAAAGAUAGAUGUAUUAUAUGACUUAUUGAAAUUAGUGCGGUGCA
This is a messenger RNA of Dinoponera quadriceps, 3087 nucleotides long. Its product is annotated as lachesin-like. The transcript is spliced from 9 exons. Bases 298 to 1566 code for a protein of 422 amino acids. Lineage: Eukaryota; Metazoa; Arthropoda; Insecta; Hymenoptera; Formicidae. The record is from RefSeq and is a predicted model, not a curated record. Gene Ontology annotation, cellular component: neuron projection.